Mesocestoides corti is the source of this 2931-nucleotide messenger RNA. The record is from the annotation of a GenBank genome assembly. Lineage: Eukaryota; Metazoa; Platyhelminthes; Cestoda; Cyclophyllidea; Mesocestoididae.
AUGAAGAGAGCCAUCAACACGGUGCGUCAAGGCGUCGUUGUGAUGCAGGCCUUCCGCGACAGCAUCGCUGAGCGGGAGGUAGCUGAUUCGUUGAAGGUGGAGUCAGACGACAACGGGAGACGAACCCUCAACCUGGGCGGUCUGGAGAUUCCCGUCGCGAAGGGCAAGUUGAAUCAGUACGAGAAGCUAUUUCUGCGCUCAGUUGAAUACGGCGAUGCGAAGACCGUCCAACGGCUCAUCGACAACGCCAAGAGCUAUAAUGUUAACGUCAACUGCAUGGACGAUAUGGGUCGCGGCGCGAUUAGACUGGCGAUUGAAGCAGAACAGACCGACCUGCUGCAGAUCCUGCUGACGUACGAGGCGAUUGAAUUACGGGACAAUCUUCUCCACGCGAUCUCUCAGGAAAAUGUCCAGGCCAUAGAACUCAUCCUGCAGGCUCAGAGCGAACGACAGCAACGCAAGAACUUAAAGGGGUUGCUGGGCCACAUCGAAUCGUCCAUCUUCACACCGGACAUCACACCGCUGAUAUUGGCAGCACACCGAGAUAACUAUUGCAUUAUCAAGAUCCUCCUUGACCGAGGCAACAAGAUUACCAAACCGCACGAACUACGUUGUUCGUGCAACGCCUGCGUCCAAGCCAACAGGGAGGACAGUCUCCAGCACUCGAAGCUGCGAAUCAACGCCUACCGUGCCCUCUCAAGCCCCUGCUUCAUUGCCUUGUCCAGCAGCGACCCGAUUCUCACGGCCUUUGAGCUGAGCUGGGAGACACGACGUCUUGGGCGGCUGGAGAACGAAUUCAGGGAGGACUACGAGAGGCUGUCGCAGAACUGCGAGGCAUUCGCGACGGCGCUGUUGGCGCAGACUCGCGGAUCCACGGAGCUGGCCAUCGUCCUCAACCACAAUUCCGGCUCCAGUAAGGACGAAGACGCAAUUCUCUACGGUGUAAGGAGUGAUUCGACAGGCCAGACAAUGCAGCUGUCUCGUCUUCGAUUGGCUAUCAAGUACAAACAGAAACAAUUCGUCGCACAUCCGCACUGCCAGCAGCUGCUGGCGUCUCUCUGGUAUGAUGGACUGCCGGGCUUCCGACGCAAGUCCUUCGUCGUACAAGCAGCUAUCAUCAUCCUCAUUGCCUUCCUCUACCCUGUUUUAUCGAUCUGCUGUCUCCUAGCCCCGGACUCGCGUUGGGGCAAUAUGCUACGAAAGCCCUUCAUUAAAUUCAUCUGUCAAUGCAGUGCCUACAUUGCGUUUCUGAUAAUCCUCACACUGGUGGCCGUACGAAUCGAGUUUUACUUCACGAACACUUUGGAGGAACGCAUGAGUCGAAGAGACCCCAAUCCGUCGCCCUUUGAAGCCCUGGCAAUCGUUUAUGUCAUCGGAUUCGUAUGGCAAGAAAUCACGAGCCUUUGGAUAUUGGGUGUGAAGACGUAUAUCAGCGACAUGUGGCAUCUACUCGACUUUGCGCAGAACUCACUCUUUAUCGCUACGAUUAUUCUGCGUAUCGUUGCGUGCAUUCGAGUUCAUGUUCACGAGGAGCCGGCAAUACUCGACCGCAGCAAGUGGGACGCCUACGAUCCAAUCCUCGUUUCAGAAAGCCUCUUCGCCAUCGCCAACAUCUUUGCCACACUCAAACUCGUCUACAUCUUUAAAGUUAGCCCCCAGCUAGGGCCACUGCAGAUAAGCCUCGGACGUAUGGUCAAUGACAUCAUCAAGUUCUUCUGCGUCUACAUUCUGGUGCUAAUUGCAUUCGCCUUCGGCUUGAACCAACUCUACUGGUUCUACGCCCACGAAAGGGCAAACAGUUGCCAGGGUGUGCGGUUCAGUUUGGCCGAGGGAAUGAAAGACGUCUACGAGUACUGUAUCACGCGCGGACGGUACUUGACCAACCUCUUUGAAAUAGCGCAAUCACUUUACUGGUCGGCAUACGGCCUAAUCGAUCUGACGAAUUUCAACCUGGAAUAUCCACACAGUUUCACGGAAUUUGUCGGAAAACUCAUAUUUGGUGCCUAUUCUUGCAUUGCUUUCAUUGUCCUUCUAAAUAUGCUUAUCGCAAUGAUGAACAACUCGUAUCAACAAAUCUGGGAACAAGCGGACAUCGAGUGGAAGUUUGCUCGUUCCAAGCUAUGGAUUAGCUAUUUUGCUGAGGGCUCGGCUCUGGCCGUGCCGUUUAAUCUCCUGCCAGGACGAGAUACCUUCAAGAGGCUUUUCAAGAGUUGCCGCUGUCCGUGCAAGAAGCAGCCCGACGAGGAAUCCGAUCUCGACUGGCACUCUAUCAAGGAGAAGGUGCAGAAGGUGAAUGAGAAGGAGGAGCGUCAUGCUGCGGUGAUGCGCGAGUUGGUCAAUCGCUACCUCAUGCACCGACAGAUGGACGUGGACAAACACGGGGUCACUGAAGACGACCUCAACGAAAUCAAAGGCGACAUCAGCGCCUUCAGAUUUGAGUUAUUUGAUAUUCUCAGAGACAACGGCAUGAAAGUUAAUUCAACCGACCACUUCAGAAAAGGUUGCCGUUUGCGUCGAAAGGCGAGUCGUUGCGCCAAGCCACCGUCAUGGAGGAUGGAUACAAUCAAUCUCGACGAGCUAGACAAGACCCAAAGUAAGACGAAGCAGCGUGAGGUGCCUCCGUGUGCUCCUGUUGCCACAGAGGCCACUGAUGGAAAGUGCAUCCAUCUCCCGGUGCCUCAGGAAAGGCACCACGAGAUUGUCAACGUGCCGAAACCCGCAAUGGAGGCCACAGGAGGUGCAUUCUCGAACCUCGCGUUUUUACCGGAAAUCGAGGUGACACGGCCUGAUGAGAGCUGUGUGUCGUUGAACAGCGACGUCGAGCCGCACGAAACCCAGGGCCCGUCUUUGCAUCUCAAUGCCACACAAUCAGCCGACGGUUUCCUCAAAGCAACCGACUCCAACGACGUCCAUCGUGCGGACUUCGUCUGA